AUGGCUUGGGCUUGCAGCCAUAUUAAGGGGUGGGUUUUACUUUUUUAAAAAAAAAUUUGGGCGGGGUAAAAAUUUUUUAUGAGUGGGGUAUUAUUUUUUACGCUAAUUUUUGUUUUUUUCUAAAAAAUAUUAAGAGGAGUGAAAAAAAAUUUUUGGGCGGGUUAAAAAAAAUUUUGGGUGGCGUGAAAAUUUUUUUUUUGAAAUUAUUUGAAAAACCUCUAAAAAUAUAGUUUUAGCCAAUUACUAGGCCCUGGAAUUGGUACUCGUACUGGAAGUAUGAAAAGUAACAACGCUUUAUCAGUCAAAGACAUCCCAAUGAGGUCUACAUUGCUUAUUAGUGGUGAUAUUGUGGUAAGUUUUAUUUUUUAAAACAUUUUUGAAAUUUUUUUCGUAAUGCUGUUUUGUUAUGGCAUUAGUUUUUAUUUCAUUUGGUAAUGUUUUGGUCAAAAAACAAAAGGCGGACCGGUUCACAAAUUUUUUAAAAAUUAUGAAAAGUUGGUUUUAAAUGGUCCUACACUACUCUGCUUUACCUUACUUUACCUUAAUUUACCCUACCUUGCAGUAUCUUUCUCCACCCUACUUUAUCAUAUUUUACCGUAUCUUAUACUACACUACCCUGUCUUACUCUGUCUUACCUUAUUUUGCUUUACUUUACUCUAACUUACUUUACCCUACUCUACCUUAGCCUACACUACCUUGCUUUGCCUUAUCUUAUCUUACCCUUUUCUUUCUCAACUCUUCCUUAAUCUACCCAACCUUAUCUUACCGUAUCCUACUCUACCCUGGCUAGACUGCUGUUAACUAUAAUCAAUUUUAAAUUUCAGCCAAACUUUGACGCCCCAGGCACGUCGAUGCAAAAAGUGUGUAUAAUCGACUUCUCAUCAGUACCAACCAUUGACACGGCUGGACUAGAAGCGAUGAGGGAUGUUUUUGAACAAAUGGCUGAGAAGAAGGUUAGGAUAUUGUAUGCCGCUGUAAACUCAACCAUUCGACAUCGAUUCAAAAUGUGUGAGGGAUUUGAAGUGGUACCUAAACAUUACUUCUUCCCUUCGGUUCAUGAUGCUGUGUUGUGUGCUCAACAAAUGGGUGGAAUGGUGGCUCCGAGUGUUCAUAUGAGGUGGGUGUGGUUUUUUUAUGUUUGGUUUUCCUUUGUUCUUCCGUACUUUAGUGUAGCUUUAUUAGAGGUUUGAGCUUUACUUAACCUUUCCUUACUUUACUCAAUAAUACACUGCCCUUUCUUACUUUACUCUACUUCACCCUACCAUACCUUACUUUACCCUACUCUAUCAUAUCGUACUAUCCUACCCUACCCUACUCCACCCUACCCUAUCUUACCCUGCCCUACCCUACUCCACCCUACCCUAUCUUACCCUACUCCACCCUAUCCUAUCCUACCCUACACUACCCUACUCCUACCUCUACUCUCACCCCAACUUCUAACCCUACCCCUACUCUUAAUAAUACUCUUACCCCCUAUCCUAGGUUGUCUCCGGCUUCAUACUAGUCGUAGUCAACCAUUAUUUUAACCCUAUCGUAUUCUUGAUCCUGCAGUACCUUUGCAGUUAUCUAGUAUUAUCCAACCUUAUCUUGACUAUACUCUCUAGCCUUACCCUUUAACAUUAUUUAAAACUUACUCCCUAUCGUUACCUUUGUUAUAGCCUCACUCUAACCUUAGCUUGAACUUGCUAUACCUGUAGGUCUACUUUAGCGGUGCUAUGUUUUUGUUUUACUUAACUUUCAAACUAUUUAGUUUUGCUCUAAUUAAAACUUACUCUCGAACUAGUUUUGCCCUAUUUAAAGCACUCUACUCGUUACUAUGUUGACUUUUGAAGUAAUGACCUUACCAGGUUCUAUUUUUACCUUAACUUUGAAACCAAAUUUUAAAAAAUUUUGUUACGUUUCCAAGUUAUCACGGAUUUUUGCAGUUUUUCGAAGCUCAGCAGGAAGUGUUUUGCAUAUUUCCUAAACAAAAACACUUUAUUGUGCCAUUUUUAGUGUUUCUAUGAAUGGCUACAGAGACUUGAUCACUCUAUCCAAUGCCACUUCUAAUCACGACUUCUUGAAUCGACAACAAGAUCAAGCUGAUAACUUGUCAGCAUGCACGCGACAAUCCUUCUCUGAACAACGCAUUACUCCGCCGCUUACUUUGAAGUUGUAA
Bursaphelenchus okinawaensis is the source of this 2158-nucleotide messenger RNA. The record is from the annotation of a GenBank genome assembly. NCBI's taxonomy places the organism in Eukaryota, Metazoa, Nematoda, Chromadorea, Rhabditida, Aphelenchoididae.